Lobosporangium transversale is the source of this 1949-nucleotide messenger RNA. Its product is annotated as DnaK-type molecular chaperone bipA. The record is from RefSeq and is a predicted model, not a curated record. Gene Ontology annotation, cellular component: endoplasmic reticulum chaperone complex; endoplasmic reticulum lumen; nucleus. Gene Ontology annotation, molecular function: ATP binding; heat shock protein binding; ATP-dependent protein folding chaperone. Lineage: Eukaryota; Fungi; Mortierellomycota; Mortierellomycetes; Mortierellales; Mortierellaceae. Gene Ontology annotation, biological process: endoplasmic reticulum unfolded protein response; cellular response to unfolded protein; protein refolding. The coding region runs from base 96 to 1790 and encodes 564 amino acids. The transcript has 3 exons.
UUUUUUUUUUUCCUCAUCAUCAGUCUCCACCACUUCUGUUCUUUCCCUCCUUUCUUCACCUCAUCUUCCAUCCUCAUCUCUUACGACUCCAACUCAUGUCAAAGUUCAUCAAGAGCGUUCUCGCUCUGGUCACUGUGGCAUUGGUCUGCAUGGUCGCUAUUACGACCGUCAAAGCCGAUGCUGACGAGACCCGCGAGUCCUAUGGCACUGUCAUUGGUAUCGAUCUUGGAACCACCUACUCCUGUGUCGGCGUCUACAAGAAUGGACGCGUUGAAAUUAUCGCCAAUGAUCAAGGUCAUCGUAUCACUCCCUCCUAUGUCGCAUUCACUGAGGACGAGCGUCUUGUCGGAGAUGCCGCCAAGAAUCAGUACGCUGCCAACCCCACCAACACAAUUUUUGAUGCCAAACGUCUGAUUGGUCGCCGUUUCGAUGAUAAGGAUGUCCAGAAUGAUAUUAAGCACUUCCCAUUCAAAGUCAAGAGCAAAGGUGGCGCUCCUGUCAUCCAGGUCGAGGUCAAAGGAGAGCCAAAGACCUUCACGCCUGAGGAGAUUUCCGCUAUGGUUUUGGGCAAGAUGAAGGAGAUUGCCGAAGCCUUCCUUUCCAAGAAGGUUACCCACGCCGUCGUCACUGUCCCCGCCUACUUCAACGACGCUCAGCGUCAGGCUACUAAGGAUGCCGGUGCUAUUGCUGGCUUGAACGUCCUCCGUAUUGUCAACGAACCCACCGCCGCCGCAAUCGCUUACGGUUUGGACAAGAAGGAUGGUGAGCGCACUAUUCUCGUCUAUGAUCUUGGUGGUGGUACUUUUGAUGUCUCUCUUUUGUCGAUCGACGACGGUGUCUUUGAAGUUCUCGCCACGUCUGGUGACACUCACUUGGGAGGAGAGGAUUUCGACCAGCGUGUUAUUGAUCACUUUGUCAAGCAAUACAAGAAGAAGAACGGCAAGGAUAUCACCAAGGAUCUCAAGACCAUGGGCAAGCUCAAGCGUGAGGUUGAGAAGGCCAAGCGCACUCUUUCUUCCCAGAUGUCUGUCCGUAUUGAGAUUGAUUCUUUCCAUGAAGGUAAUGACUUUUCCGAGACCUUGACCCGCGCCAAGUUUGAGGAGCUCAACAUGGAUUUGUUCAAGAACACAAUCAAGCCUGUCGAGCAAGUCCUCAAGGAUGCCGGCCUCGAAAAGAGCGAUAUUCAUGACAUUGUCCUCGUUGGUGGUUCUACUCGUAUCCCCAAGGUCAUCUCUCUUAUUGAGGACUUCUUUGGUGGUAAGAAGGCAUCCAAGGGUAUUAAUCCUGAUGAAGCUGUCGCUUAUGGUGCCGCUGUUCAGGGUGGUGUCCUCUCUGGUGAGUCUGCCGCUGAUUCCGUCCUUCUUUUGGAUGUCAACCCGUUGACCCUCGGAAUUGAAACCACUGGAGGUGGCCGCCUUUCUGACGAGGAAAUUGAACGCAUGAUCAAGGAGGCUGAGCAGUUUGCCAGCGAGGAUCAGGCAAUCAAGGAACGUGUUGAAGCCAAGAACGUUCUCGAGAACUACCUUUACUCUGUCAAGAACCAGGUCACUGAUGACUCUCAGUUGGGAGCUAAGAUUGACGCUGAUGAUAAGAAGACCAUCUUGGAUGCCAUUGCCACCAAGAUCUCGUGGCUUGAGUCCGAGGGUGCCUCUGCCACUAAGGAGGAGCUUGAUGAGAAGAAGGAGGAGAUUGAGGCCAUUGUUAACCCCAUCACCUCUAAGCUCUACGGCUCCUCCGGCGGCUCCGGCACUCCUCCUAGUGAGGAGAUGCCUUCGCACGACGAGCUUUAAAAAAAAUGCAUUCUCUCCCUCGGGCAGAUUCUUUUUUCUUUAUCGUAAAAUAAUAUUUUUGCCAGCUCAUUCUUUUUUUUUCUGCUUGUACAGUAAUCAAAUCCCCAAUAAAGUAAAGAAAAAAAUCUUUUUGAAAAAAACCAUAGCCUUGAAACUACA